Molecule: messenger RNA, 2290 nt
Organism: Lagenorhynchus albirostris (white-beaked dolphin)
Lineage: Eukaryota; Metazoa; Chordata; Mammalia; Artiodactyla; Delphinidae
Gene: CFAP99
Product: cilia and flagella associated protein 99
Exons: 16
Coding region: 149-2107 (652 amino acids)
Source: RefSeq, a predicted model, not a curated record
GGCCGAGCAGAAGUGGAAGGGGAGAUCCACUGCUAUUCCCCAAUCCCCUCGCGCCCGCUAGCCCUGCAAUUUCUGUGCGGCGGGCGGUGGCGAGAAGGGAGGUUCCGGAGCGCCUGCGGAGCCCGCUGACAGGGUCCCACCUGGGAAGAUGGCCUACUAUGGAAAAUGCAUUGAAACUGUGAUGAAGCUACUGGACCAAUUUAAACCUGAGAAGGACAGUCCCGAGCAGUUCCUGGAGGCUGCGGCCACCUCCCUGCAGACCCUGAGCCCCCAGGAGCAGGCGUUCGUCAUGGAAGUUCUGUCCGGGUGCCUCGAGUACCGGAAGCUGCUGACCAUCGUGGUGGACGCCUUCUAUGUGCGGGACGGCCGGCUCUGCCUGUGGACCGAUUACAGCCUCUUUGAGGUGAUCUGCUACCUGGCCACUUUCCAGCUGGAGGAGCUCGGCUUUCAGCUCUUCUGUAGCAUCGUGAAGUCCCAACCCGUCCACAAGGUGUGCAAGUUCCUGGGGUUCCUCUUCAACCCCUUGAACCUGGGCUCGUGGAUCAAGGAUGAGUGGAGCCUCAUCUACGAGACCACCCACGUGAAGGAGCAAUGGAUCGACCCCUUGAUGAGGUGGCAGCCGGAGGUCCAGGAGCUGCUCAACCAGCUGCAGGGGGCGUUGACCAAUCAGCCCCCUCUUCCAAAGGCCAAGGCCAAGGUCACAGAGCCCAAGGAGUUCAACCUGACUGCCCCCAGGCCCUGCGCCAUCCCAGUGCCUGAGCCAGUCCCCGUGGUGGCCAAGACCAGACCAGUCCCCAGGAGCACCUACCGGCCGCCCAAGGAGCAGCGGCUCCUGGAGACGACCAAGAGAUACAAUCGCCGCAAGGCUGAGGAGCUGCUUCUGCGGGCCAGCGUCGAGGAGAUGCGGUGCGCGCGGCCCAGCCCCCGCGGGGAGCCCCCGGUGGAGGACUCCAAGACGAAGCUGCGGCUCCGAUUUCCACCUCGAAUCCUCAAGGCUCCGAAACUGACCUUCUACAGGCCCAACGAUGACUCCCCGGUCAAGCUGAACACUGCUGCCAUCCUGCGAGAAGGGGCCUUAUACCAGCGGCAGGUGGAGAGAGAGCUGCAGAGGGUGGAUAAGCUCAUGGACGGGGCCGGGGACCUCUCCGAGUUCCUCAAGUGGCAGAGGAAGAUACAGGCGAAGGACCUGGAGGAACAGCUGGCCGCAGGCGAGUGCCGGCGGCUGCAGGGGAAGCUCAGCCACGAGGAGGCCGUCCUGGCACGGCAGCAGGUGGUGCAGGAGAAGAAGCAGAAGGCCGACCAGAAGAAGGAGGAGACAGCUGAGCUGAUGCAGCAAUGUGCCGAGAGGCGCCUCCAAGAGGAAAGGUCCAUGAAGGAGCUGGUGGAGCAGGUGAUGGAGACGCAGAAGAACGUCAAAGUGGCGCAGACAAAACUCCUGAAGGGCCGACAGCAGAUGGUUCAGGAGGUGAUGGAGGAGAGCCGGGAGCUGCUACAGCGCAGUGCAGAGGCGGCCAAGGAGGAGCAGAGGCGGCGCUGUGAGCUCAUCUCCCAGUUGCGAGCCCUGGAGACUCAGCCCACACGCAAGGGCAAGCUGGUGGACCUGACCCAGAUCCCUGGCUAUGGCCUGGAAGGGGAGAUGUCGGUCGUGGAGCUGCGUGAGCGGCUGGCCCUGCUCAAGGAGACCCAGAGGUGCAAGGAGGAGGAGAAGCGAGACCAGAUCAUCCAGGGCAAGCGCGCCAAGAGCCGGGCGCUGCAGAACACGGUGGAGCAGAUCUCGCUGUGCCGCGCAGCCAUGGGGAGGUCUGCAGCCUUAAGGUGGGAGGAGAAGAAGGCGCAGUCGGCGGCCGCGGGAGCGCCCUCCCGGGACGAGCGGGUGCUGGAGCUGCAGCGCAGGCUCCGGGAGGCGGCGGCAGAGCGCCGCGGGCAGGAGGCACUGCUGCACGUGUCGGCGCCGCGGGCAGCUCGCCCCAAGCAGCAGGCGCAGCUGGAGGCGCAGCGCAGGCUGGAGCUGGAGCUGGAGCUGGAGCAGAGCCGGGAACGCAGGCUGCGGGCGCUGCAGCGGGGAGGCUCGGCACGCGGGCCCGCUCGCUGCCUGGGGGCCGUCUGAGCUGGGCGGGGUCCCGCCACGGGACCCCGAGAUCCCCGCCCGAAUAAAGCCUGGGCGGCGGUGUGCACCUCCCCUUCCUUGGCCGCGUCCCCCGCCCCACUCCGCCCCAGUCUCCUCCCGCCCAGAGCAGGGUUGCCAAAUAAAAUGCCAGUUAUUGCGUGGGACAAGCUAAUGCUAACAGAA